Messenger RNA from Phalacrocorax carbo (great cormorant), 1291 nucleotides. The record is from RefSeq and is a predicted model, not a curated record. Lineage: Eukaryota; Metazoa; Chordata; Aves; Suliformes; Phalacrocoracidae.
CCGCGCAUGCGCAGGCGCGGCGGCGCUGCAGUGCCGGGCCUGCGGGGGGCGGGGCGGGACCUGCCGCGAGACCACGAACGUCACGUGCGGCCCCGCGAGCGACGCCUGCGAGGAGGCGCUGGCGGCCGCGGCCUGGAGCCACGGGCGCUUCGCGAUUGGCUGGCGGGGCUGUGGGCGGGGCCAGGAGGGCGCCAACGCGCGCGCCCUCGAGCUCUUCGGCCUCGUCGUCUUCGUCAGGAGGCACCAGUGCCGGGGGGGGAGGGGCUGCAACGGGGUCCUGCCCCUCGGGCUGGAGGGGGCCCUGCCCGCGGCCGGCAACGCCAGCGCCCGGGUGCCCAAUGGGGUGGCCUGUUACGGCUGCCCCGACGACGGGCCCUGCUCCUCCCCCACCGUCGUCAGUGCUACGACGACCUGCGGGGCUGUUUCCAUGGCAACGUCACGCUGAGGCGGGGUGGGGUGACCCUAUGGCACGAGGUUCGGAGCUGCGUAAGGAACGAGAGCUGCUCCCAGGAGUGGCGGGGGGACGAGGCCGUGGGGCUGAGCGGCUCCUGCUGCGCCGGCAGCCUCUGCAACGGGCCCCCCCCCAAUAAGACCUUCUUCGCCCCCGAUUUGCCCCGCCUCGAGCUCCUCCCCCACGGCCACGCCCCUACGGCCGCGCCCAACGCCACCAAGAUGGCCGCUGGCACUGCCGCGCCCAACGGGAGCGGGAGCAGGGCCAAGAUGGCCGCCACCCAGGGCAAGAUGGCUGCCACCGAGGGCAAGAUGGCUGCCACCCAGUCCAACAUGGCCGCCAACACAGGCCAAGAUGGCCACCACCCAGUCCAAGAUGGCCACCACUGAGGGCAAGAUGGCCGCCACCCAGUCCAACAUGGCCGCCACCCAGGCCAAGAUGGCCGCCGGGUCACCGGGGUCACCAAUGAGGUCACCGGCGGGGACAAAAUGGCCGCCGGCGGGGACAAAAUGGCCGCCGGCCGCGCGGCCUCGGCCGGGCGACGCCCCCUGGGGGGCAAAGAUGGGGUUAAGGGGCCGGUGGGGCGGGGCCACCCCAUUGGAGGACCCGGGUGGCUCCUCCCCUUCCUGCUCUUGCCCCUCCUCUAAAUUGGGGGAGGGGGCGACCCCCCCCCCAAAUACCCCGCGUGUGCAAUAACCCCUCCCCCACCCCCCACCGGCAGGGUCACGGUGGGGGGAACCCCCCAAACCUGCCCCUCCCCCACCGCUAUGGGGCGCCCCAUAAGUCGCCCCUCCCCCACCCCGCUAUGGGGCACCCCCCAACUGGGGAUAAUAAAUGGUU